AUGAGCGAUCCCGUCAUUUUUUUUUUUCCGAUCUGUUGUACACGUCGUGUCAACGGCAGUCUCCGAUUUGCGCGCAUGCGCGUCUUGACCUCCUUCGCUCCCGUGCUGCAAAAAAAGAAGCUACACACGAUGAUGAAGACGCUGCACGUCUUUUUGGUCUUGGCGCUGCUGGCCCUCGGUUCCGGAGAGGAGGGCGCCCGUCUGCUGGCGUCCAAGUCCCUGCUCAACCGCUACGCCGUGGAAGGCCGAGACCUGACCCUGCAGUACAACCUGUACAACGUGGGCUCCAGCGCCGCUCUGGAGGUGGAGCUGUCCGACGAUUCCUUCCCUCCCGAGGACUUUGGAAUCGUUUCGGGCAUGCUGAACGUGAAAUGGGACCGCAUUGCGCCAGCCAGCAACGUGUCCCACACCGUGGUCCUGCGCCCCUUGAAAGCCGGCUACUUUAACUUCACCUCGGCGUCCGUCAGCUACCUGGCUCAGGAGGGCGGACAAGUUGUGGUGGGCUACACCAGCGCCCCUGGCCAGGGCGGCAUCCUUGCUCAGAGGGAGUUCGACCGCCGCUUUUCCCCGCAUUAUCUGGACUGGGCCGCCUUCGGGGUGAUGACCCUCCCCUCCAUCGGCAUCCCGUUCAUGCUCUGGUUCUCCAGCAAGAGGAAGUACGACUCGCCCAAGGCUAAGAAGAACUGAUGUUCGGGGGGGGGGGGGGGGAUACACCUUUUUUUUAUGGUUUCAGACUGGAGGG
Messenger RNA from Syngnathoides biaculeatus (alligator pipefish), 742 nucleotides. RefSeq names its product signal sequence receptor, beta (gene ssr2). Bases 1 to 687 code for a protein of 228 amino acids. The transcript has 6 exons. Gene Ontology annotation, cellular component: endoplasmic reticulum; membrane. The record is from RefSeq and is a predicted model, not a curated record. Lineage: Eukaryota; Metazoa; Chordata; Actinopteri; Syngnathiformes; Syngnathidae.